Messenger RNA from Parasteatoda tepidariorum (common house spider), 523 nucleotides. Lineage: Eukaryota; Metazoa; Arthropoda; Arachnida; Araneae; Theridiidae. The record is from RefSeq and is a predicted model, not a curated record.
GUGCUCCUUGAAUUUCUUUACUGAUAAAUUUUGCGACUAAAAAGGGAGGUGCCCUAACUGAGAGGUACAAAUAUCUUUUAAAUCUGGAAAUAGGCGCAUUUCAUUUUAAAAGCAUCAAAAUGAAAAUCAAAUAUUUUUUAACUUUUUUUGCCUGUCUUUUUCUACAAGCAAGUUCAGUCUAUUGCCAUUGCUCAGAAAGGACAGGCUUAAUUGAUACGAUUUCAGAUAUCUAUAGUGUGUUUGGCCAUAUCCAGUACUACAAAUGUUGGAAAGUGUUAAAUCCUGCAAAGAAUAUCAUACACUUUCAUCUCAAAGAGCUACAUAUAAGGAAUGAGCCCCAAACAGUGGGAAAUUUAACAAUAAAUCUGAUGGAUGAAAAUAAAAAUAUUAUUUUUUGGUCUGGCUCUUCCUCUGGGAGAAUUACAACUUCGUCAACAUCAGUAGAAAUUCGCUUUAGAGUGAAUUCUAGUAAAAUAUCAAACCAUAUCCUAACCAAUUUCACUUUGUUUUAUACAAUGGGUGA